AUGAUCAGAUUUAACCCAUUAAGUAGAAUAUAUACUCAAUUCACACCCCUUGUCAGAAAUGCCAGGGGAACCAGGAACUUGUUCCGCCCCCAGAACAGGCUAGCUCUCAAGUCUGUUAGAAAUCAAUCCACCACUGGUGCGAAUGCGAAUUCCAUUCCAAAGGCAAGGGCCACAGGUUCAGCUGGUUCUGGUAGUUCUGGUUCCGGAAAUGCUGGUUCUGGAAGUUCCGGUAGCGGAAAGAAGCCAACAGGCUUCAGGGCCCUCUUCAAGGAGUACGGUUACUCCGCUCUCGCUAUUUACUUUGCUCUCUCGAUGAUAGACCUUCCAAUCAUUUAUGUGCUCGUUCAUACAUCUGGAAAGGAACAAAUUGAAAUAUACGAAAACAAGGUUAAGCAAACUUUUGGUUACGGAGUUUCUGAUGAAGAAUUAAAGAAGAAGCAGGAAAUUAACAAAAUCCAGGAAGAAAUAGAAAAUAAGGCAAACCCAGAUCAGGAAUCCAAGGAGAACCAACUGACGCUCUCUUACAUUGUCUCACAAUUUUCAUGGACUGAAUUCGCGAUCGCUUAUGGUAUUCAUAAGUCUUUAGCCUUCAUUAGAUUACCAGUCACAGCAGCAAUUACACCUAGUACUGUUGCAAUUCUUAGACGUUGGGGUUUCAAAAUUGGAACCGAUAAGCUCUCUACUACUGCUACGUUGGCUAAAGACCAAUUGAAGGCUAGAGUUGGUGAUGUCACUGCUUCUUCAUCCAAAUUUGGUGUUAGGGCAGACAAAAAGAAAAAGUGGUUUGACUGGUUCUUCUAA
This is a messenger RNA of Dujonia railenensis, 801 nucleotides long. The record is from the annotation of a GenBank genome assembly. NCBI's taxonomy places the organism in Eukaryota, Fungi, Ascomycota, Pichiomycetes, Serinales, Debaryomycetaceae.